This is a messenger RNA of Urocitellus parryii (Arctic ground squirrel), 2210 nucleotides long. It is a transcript of the gene Rtn4rl2, whose product is annotated as reticulon 4 receptor like 2. Gene Ontology annotation, cellular component: plasma membrane. Gene Ontology annotation, molecular function: protein binding. The record is from RefSeq and is a predicted model, not a curated record. Lineage: Eukaryota; Metazoa; Chordata; Mammalia; Rodentia; Sciuridae.
CUUCUUCGCUGUCCCCACUCUCCCUCGGCGAGCAGCUGGGGCGCGCGGACCGCCGGACUGACGGGCCCCGGUGCCAGCCGCGCGGCUGGGAGGGUGCGGGCACAGAGCGUCGCGGGCCAGCCCCAGCCCUCCGCAGCCCGUCGUGCCCCGCCCCGUCCCGUCGGGGCCGAUGGCUCCUCCCGAGGCCCGCAGCCCGGGGGGCGCAGGGUAGAGCGCCGCGGCCGGGCCACGCAGCCUCGGGACUCCCGGGCCCCCCCGGAGCCCCGCGGAGUCCCCGCCGUCCGUCCGGCGGGCUCAGGGAGCGAGUGGGAGCGCCCUCCCCCCGCCGCCCCUCCCCCGAGCGUCGAGACAAGAUGCUGCCCGGGCUCAGGCGCCUGCUGCAAGGUCCCGCCUCAGCCUGCCUGCUGCUGCUGCUCCUGGCCCUGCCCCCCGCAGCCCCCAGCUGCCCCAUGCUCUGUACCUGCUACUCGUCGCCGCCCACCGUGAGCUGCCAGGCCAACAACUUCUCCUCGGUGCCGCUGUCCCUGCCGCCCAGCACGCAGCGACUCUUCCUCCAGAACAACCUCAUCCGCACUCUGCGGCCCGGCACCUUCGGGCCCAACCUGCUCACCCUGUGGCUCUUCUCCAACAACCUCUCCACCAUCUACCCGGGCACCUUCCGCCACCUGCAGGCCCUGGAGGAGCUGGACCUCGGUGACAACCGGCACCUGCGCUCCCUGGAGCCUGACACCUUCCAGGGCCUGGAGCGGCUGCAGUCGCUGCAUCUGUACCGCUGCCAGCUCAGCAGCCUGCCCGGGAACAUCUUCCGCGGCCUGGUCAGCCUGCAGUACCUCUACCUCCAGGAGAACAGCCUGCUCCACCUCCAGGAUGACCUGUUCGCGGACCUGGCCAACCUGAGCCACCUCUUCCUCCACGGCAACCGCCUGCGGCUGCUCACAGAGCACGUGUUCCGCGGCCUGGGCAGCCUGGACCGGCUGCUCCUGCACGGGAACCGGCUGCAGGGCGUGCACCGCGCGGCCUUCCGCGGCCUCAGCCGCCUCACCAUCCUCUACCUGUUCAACAACAGCCUGGCCUCGCUGCCGGGCGAGGCGCUCGCCGACCUGCCGGCGCUCGAGUUCCUGCGGCUCAACGCCAACCCCUGGGCGUGCGACUGCCGCGCGCGGCCGCUCUGGGCCUGGUUCCAGCGCGCGCGCGUGUCCAGCUCCGACGUGACCUGCGCCACGCCCCCGGAGCGCCAGGGCCGAGACCUGCGCGCGCUGCGCGAGGCCGACUUCCAGGCGUGUCCGCCCGCCGCGCCCACGCGGCCCGGCAGCCGCGCCCGCGGCAACAGCUCCUCCAACCACCUGUACGGGGUGGCCGAGGCCGGGGCGCCCCCCGCCGACCCCUCCACGCUCUACCGAGACCUGCCCGCCGAGGACUCGCGGGGCCGCCAGGGCGGAGACGCGCCCACCGAGGACGACUACUGGGUGGGCUACGGGGGCGAGGACCAGCGCGGGGAGCAGACGUGCCCCGGGGCUGCUUGCCAGGCGCCCCCGGACUCCCGCGGCCCCGCGCUGGCGGCCGGGCUCCCCAGCCCCCUGCUUUGCCUCUUGCUGCUGGCGCCCCAUCACCUCUGACUGCGGUGCUGAGACUGAAGAGGCCGGGGUUCAGGCCCCUCCCCCCGAGCCGCGGCCCGGACCCCGUCCCUGCCCACCCCACCCCGCCAGGCCCUGCCGCCUUCCGGUCCCCUCGCGGCUCCCCGCCUCCUCUGGACCAGGCUGUCGCUCCUGGCCUUCUGGCUGCUCUGACUGUGGCAGGGUGUGUGGCGGCUCAGCCCUGUUCGCCCUAAUUCUAGCCAUUAACUCUUCUUYCCCAUCCCGAGGCUGGGGUGGGGCACCCCAGGCAGCCGCUGGCCGCCCUCUCCGGGGCCCGCAGUGGACUCGAGAGGGGCUUUUGUCCGCAGAGCAUCUUCCACCAGCAGAGCCUUUGGAAGCUCCCCCAGGGGAGCCCCACCCAGCACCCUUCGGAGGGAUGCCUCAGUGCGGGCCCCUGCUGAUCCUCGUCCCCUCGACCUCCUGACACUGGGGGAACACUUUCUCCUAAGUCUACCCUGGACAAUUUUUAGGGCGCCUGGGGAGAGCUUUCCUCUCCACCAUGGCCCCUGUGUGGUGAAGAUCAAAAGAAGUUGUUUGGGAAAAAAAAAUUUAUUAAAAAAUUCUAUUAUUUUAUCU